AUGCUUGUUUUCCUCACCAUUACAUGUUCCUUGAUAUUGGCCUGCCAUGGUGCACCCGUUUCAUUCUUGAACAGGUUACAAACGUUGUUUUCUUUUGGCGAUUCAUACACGACACAAAAUCUCGACACAAUCACCAUGUCCUAUGCGUGUGCCAACUGCACAUCUGCGGGUGGUCCCAAUUGGGUGGAGUAUCUUGUUGAGAUCCAUCCAAUGCAAUACUGGAACCUUGCUUACAACAGCGCUCCCAUAUCCAAUAACCUCGUUGACCAGCCAAGAUCGCCUGUGAUUGAUAUGGCCACUCAAAUAACGGAGCUUUACCCAAGACAUUUUGUCAAUACAUCGUAUACACACGACCCAUCCACCACCUUGUACACAUUUUGGAUCGGUAUCAAUGAUAUAAAUCAAUCAGCUGAAUGGAACGACACGUCCACAUUGGAUGAUCGUCUCAUGGCGCAAUAUCGAGUUUUGCUGAGGUAUCUGGAAUCGUUGGGAGCCAAACAUUUCAUGUUGAUCAAUGUGCCUCCCAUUGACCGAUCACCCAUGUGGAGCCAACAACGGCAGAAUGGCCUAUUUGAAAAAACCAUUCGUAAACGUGUUCAAGGUUUAAAUUCCAAAUUGGCGGCCUUGCAUCAAGAUUUGAAGGACACAGCAGCAGCUGGCAGUACAUGGAUGUUGUUUGAUGCAUGGUCAAAAUUUACCCAUAUUCUUGAUCAUCCUCAAAGGUAUGGGCUCACCAAUACAACAGGGUAUUGCCCUGAUUGGAACCACCCUGAAGGUUGUGGAGGGUCAAUAGAAGAGUACUUUUGGUUUAACGAUCUUCAUCCCACAUUCAAAGUCCAUGAAUUCAUGGCCAAGGCCAUUGCCGAUUUCCUUUCAUGA
Messenger RNA from Lichtheimia ornata, 879 nucleotides. RefSeq lists its product as uncharacterized. The coding region runs from base 1 to 879 and encodes 292 amino acids. NCBI's taxonomy places the organism in Eukaryota, Fungi, Mucoromycota, Mucoromycetes, Mucorales, Lichtheimiaceae. The record is from RefSeq and is a predicted model, not a curated record. The transcript has 7 exons. Gene Ontology annotation, molecular function: hydrolase activity, acting on ester bonds.